Messenger RNA from Arachis ipaensis, 884 nucleotides. Its product is annotated as myotubularin-like protein. Lineage: Eukaryota; Viridiplantae; Streptophyta; Magnoliopsida; Fabales; Fabaceae. The record is from RefSeq and is a predicted model, not a curated record.
GGUUGUGUGUAUUAAUAUUGAUAAAAAGAGAAAGGAAGAUUACAAAGUUUGAGAAAGCUUCUCUACUCUCUCACUUUGAUAUCUUCACUCUUUCUUCUCUUUUCUUCUCUACCCACCAUGGGUGGUGGUGAAAACCACCGUUACCACCACCACAAGAAGAUGAACAUGAACCCCCAUGAUCAAGAAAGGAACACAUUCCUUCCAAUGCUAUGUUCAAGACCUUCCAUCAAAGACGUGUCUCUCCCAAGAUGGAAGAACAACCCUCCAUCAUCAUCAUCUUCUUCUUCUUCUUCUUCAAACGAGCCUUUGUCACCAAGAAUUGGUUGCAUGGGUCAAGUGAAGAGAAACAACAAGAUUGCAGGCUUCCCAACUUCUUCAUCAAUCUCACACAGACUCAUCACCACCACAACCACUUCAUCUUCUUCACCUUCACCGGUUUUCAUCAAAUACACAAAACUCAAGAGCAUCUUCAUCACUCCCAAACACUUUCUCAACACUCCCACAAGAACAAGAACUACUACUCCUACUCCUACUGUUAUUAAGCAUCAUCAAAGGGUAGUUGGAAAGAGUAGUGGCUAUGGGGUUAAUAGUGAAAGUGAGAAGAAGAAUCUUGGUUGUUCAUCAUCUUCAUAUUCUAUAGUAAGCAUUGAUGAGAUGGAUCCUCCAUUGCCAGUGCAGAUAAAGAAGGAGAAGGAGAAGGUGGGAGAAGAUAAAGAUAGUCUUUGGAAAAGGAGAAAAUCAGGUUCACUCCAAAGCUUGCAGCUUCAACAACACCAUCCAAUCAUUCCUCUUCACCCUACAACUCUUUGAUUUGAUUUCUUUUCAUGGGAUUACUUCUUUUCUUUCUUCUAUGUGGAAUCUUCACAUAAAAGUCAAAAGAUUAU